Manduca sexta (tobacco hornworm) is the source of this 932-nucleotide messenger RNA. Its product is annotated as dihydroxyacetone phosphate acyltransferase-like. Gene Ontology annotation, molecular function: glycerone-phosphate O-acyltransferase activity. Gene Ontology annotation, cellular component: mitochondrial membrane; peroxisomal membrane. Gene Ontology annotation, biological process: ether lipid biosynthetic process. The transcript is spliced from 5 exons. The record is from RefSeq and is a predicted model, not a curated record. The coding region runs from base 27 to 932 and encodes 301 amino acids. NCBI's taxonomy places the organism in Eukaryota, Metazoa, Arthropoda, Insecta, Lepidoptera, Sphingidae.
UUUUAUCACAUUCUGUACACCCAGGGAUGCUCUCUAUGGUGUUGAUGCCGUACUUUGCUCGCGAGGUGCCCGACAUCACGCUUGUGCCCGUCAGCAUUAACUACGAGCGACUGAUGGAGGACAAACUCUUCGCGUAUGAGCACAUUGGGGUGCCCAAGCCGAAGGAAUCUACUGGGGGUUUCCUAAAAGCCUUGAAGAGUUUGAACGACAAUUUCGGAGACAUAUACAUAAACUUAGCCGAGCCAAUAUCGCUCCGAAGCUACCUUGAUGACGACGUCCAACCACGCUCGGGUGAGGAUCUCAAGCCGGUAGACAUGCAGCAACUGACAGCAGACCAGUUCAAGCAAGUGCAGGACUUGGCAGAGGAUAUGAUAACGCUCCAAGACGCGUACACAGUGGUGAAUGUUUCGAACCUAGUGGCGAUGACGCUGAUGCAAUGUCUGAUGGUGAAUCAAACCAUGUCGUUCGAAGAUGUAUGCGAUGAAGCCCAGUUUAUAGCGACAGUGUUGUUGGCUCGUGGCGCGGCGGUGUUCGCGAAGGACUACACGAAGAGUGUCGAGAAGGUGUUGUUGGUGCAUCGCAGGCUGAUGCGGCUCGACCAGAACAAACACCUGAGGCUCCUCACCGAGCCGCUCAUGGACGUGUCCGACGAUAUGAAGGCCAAGAUGAAAGGUUACAUAUUUGACGCGGAGACGUUAUCGUACGCGUUGCCAGUGAUCCAACUGCAGUUGUAUGUGAACCCCGGAAUACCCUGCCUGAUGAUGUCAGCCAUCUUGUACCUCAUAGCUUGCAGGGGACCGAUAAAUGAAUGCCAACUGGCUUCAGAAUUUCUGAUGACACGAAAGCUCUUGCGUUACGAAUUCUUUUACACACACAAAACUCUUAGAGACACAUACCACGAGGAGCUGGAUUAUUGCCUACGUCAAAAGUGA